CUCCUUCUCCAGACUGAGCCUACACUCAUAUAAAUAAUUACAAUAAAAUUUUUUGUGAAUAUCCUUCUUUGAUAAUUCACCAAAACUCAACAAGCAGACGUUUUGAAAGGGUUAUCCUAGAAUCUCAGACCAUAUUAAUGAAUUCUUUGUUACAUUAGAAUUCAUUGGUCUAUCACGAAAUAUAAAUCGGUCUCCUAUGAUUCUGUAACAAUAUACUGGUCAUUUGGAAAAGAUUGAUUCACUGGGUUAUCCACAUCUUCCAAAUGCUGACACAUUUCAUUACCUAAUAUAUAUACAUAUGUAAAAAUCACACUUAUUGAUAUCACCACUGAUCUCAUCAAGAAAAUCUUUACGUUUUGAGAGACUGUCAAACUCAGGGUGGCAGAGCCAAAUUUUUCAAAGUUUAAUUUUUGCUUGAAAGUUCCAGUUUUAUUACACUAACACAGCCUGUUGGUUUUCCUUGAAGUAAAAGUUUAACUCUGUUCAUUUUCAAGAUAAAUGUCUGCAUGAGUAUCCAUAAUUGAGCUGUUAUUUGUUCUUUCAAGUAAAAAUGGUGUUUCUAUGAAAAAAGUGGCUAGCUCACCUUACCUUUCGAUCAUGCAAGUGCUUUUCCUUGAGACAAUCAUGGUUGAGAUCUAAUAAAAUGAAUAGCUUUCAUUGCUUUAUCAAGAACAUUUCUCAAGUGAAAAACAUUUUUGUUUUGAAAGAAUACAGCAUGAGGAAUGCAGUGACUGCUAGUGAAGUUUGCUGCCACCUCCCCGGUUCCCGCUAAGACACUAAUAGUCUGACCUGCUGUGGUUCUAAGGUCACUGGUGUAAAUAUCAGCAGAGUGAGGAAGGGGAGGAUCUGGGGAUACUUGGUUGGUAGGAGGCUUCUUGUGGUGGGUGGUUCAGGGUAUAUUAUUAUGGACUGCAAUGUUAAAUCAUGACUGGAGAUAGUCAUGACCUCAUGGAGCCCCUGCAGGGUCUUAGGAACCCCCAGGCUCCUUGGAACAUUCUUCGAGAACCACUGUCUCAGGCAAUAUGUUACUUGAAGCAGCUCGUGUGUCUGUCUGCUUUUCUUUUUCCUUCCUUCUUUUCCACAGAAGGUCUCUUGGAAGAAGCCAGGCUGGAUGUGGGGCCUCCUGGCCCAGGUGAGGAGUGAGACAGGGACCCUCAGCAAGGUAGCUGCUCUGGCCAAGGGGGGUGAGAGAUGGGGAGGUGACCAGGGUGGGGCUAAUACUGGCUAUUAGCAGGCCAGUUAGGAUUUUGGUCCUAAGCGCACAGAACUAGAGAGAACUGCCUGCUCUGCUGUCUUCCCCCUCCUGACACCCUCUGUCCAGAACAAGUUUUUUCCCUCAGGGAGCCCCUCAGCCUGUUAGUCUCCAAGAAUUUGCUGGUCUCAGGAUGGACCUGGGCUCACCUGCUUCCCCUCCUCUCUCAGGCAGCCACCACCCACCCAGUCUCUGCUCAGGGUUCCCACCUCCCAAAGCCGUCUGCAGAAUGGAACAUUCUCCUCUCCCUAACUUGUUGCUCUGGGGGCCACAAGCCUCCUCUCUGAAAGCUUCACUGUUGGUCAGGCCUGGGAGGUGGAGGCCUGGGAGACAGUCUACAGGUUCAGGAAACCUCCAGGCCCUGCAGUAUCAGUCCCCAGGCUACAGGUCUCCCUCCCCCUCAUAUAUCUCUGAGGCUGCUACCACUUGUACUGGUGGCCCAAGAUGAGAUCAGGAAGUCCCCCACUCUGCUUCCCACCAUCCCAGGGCCCUUCUUCCCAGCCCUGGGCCUUUGUGGGUCAACAGGGAGAACAGUAGAUGGAAUUAGGUAUUCAAGGGGCCCCUUCGAGGGAGGUUUUCUGGGGACCCCGGGCCUCAGGGUGACUCCAUAGCUUCACCAAGGACAACCUGUCCAGAUUUGCGGUGUUCCCUGAAAAGGGUCCAUUCAGUCGUCUCAGGAGGCUGCUCCACCCAUGGAGAGGUGGGAGCCCCUGCAGGUCCCCAUGGAGACACAUGUCCUAUUGCAUGCACACAAGGUGUCAUGUGACGCUUCCUCCACGAAGACUCAAGGGCUCCCGAGACCAGAGCCUCGGACUGUGGAGGAGACGUGGAACAUGUGAGGUGAUAACUGUGGCUUUGAGCUGAGAGUGGCUGAGGGGCUGGAGUAUCCUGGCUUGUGGGAGGCUUCUUGGGUGGGUGACAGUCUGAUGCAGAGGCGUGGGUGGUGGGUGAAUGGUCCCCUUGGCCACAGAGUGGGAAUCAGCUCUAGUGAUAAGGACAUGUGUGCAUCACCUCCUGGGAUGUACUUUUCUGCUUUAUCUGCCUGCUGCUGGUGGGGCUGAUGGAAAGGGGUGGGAGGUGGGGGUUGGGGAGCAACCUCCAUCCAGAACCUUCAGACUCCUGGAGCAGAUCUGUCCCCACAGGCAGAAAGUUCCCAGAGGUCAGGACGUGACCCCCAGGUCCCACAGGCACCCCUGGGUUCGCCAGGCUUCCUGGGAGCCUUGGGCAGCCGCACCCUUUCCCAGGGAGGAGGUAUCUGGGAUUAUUCACAGGGCGGGUCCCUGCUGUCAACACCUGUCUGGUCUUGAUUCUUCUCCGUGCUGUGGACUAUAGAGGGAGCCGCUCAGAGCCUGGCCCUCCUCCUCGCCCCCUUUUUGUUAGGGCUCCUGGCCUUUCUCUUCUCUCUGAAAAGCCAGGGCCCAGUCUCCGUUCCCGGGGAGAGAGUGCCCUCUAGUGCCUGGGAGGGUGAAGACUGAGGAGGAGGGCAGGGUCAGAGGCCAAUUCUGAAAGGAGGCCCUGCCAGCCAAUGAGGGGUGAGCUGGCUGCAGCCUGACCUGUGGAGCUGGGAGAGCAAGGGACCCACAGAGCUGAGAUCUCUCCUGUGUCCUGGAAUCACGUGAAGAUGCUGUGGUGGCUUCUUGUCUUCUCCACUCUGGGUCUCGGGGCCUGGGGUGAUUCCUCCUGGGAUAAAACACAAGAUAAACACCCAUUCGAGGGGCUUCAGGACUUGCUUGGCAACAUCUCCCAGCUCAUUGAAAAAGACAAACGGGGUCUCAGUGGUGUGUCCACCAUGGUCUCUCGCAAGCAGUGGGGGGCAGACGCCGUCGGCUGCAGUGCCCAGCUGGCCCUGCCGGUGGGCUUCCUCAUCACGCACCACGUCCCUGGGCUGGAAUGUCACAACCAGACCUCGUGCAGUCAGAGGCUGCGGGAGCUGCAGGGCCAUCACGUGCGCAACGGCUGGUGUGACAUAGCCUACAACUUCCUGGUUGGGGACGAUGGCGGGGUGUAUGAAGGUGUUGGCUGGAAUGUCCAAGGUGUGCACACCCAGGGCUACAACAAUAUUUCCCUGGGCCUCGCCUUCUUUGGCACCAGCAAAGGCCACAGCCCUAGCCCUGCAGCCCUGUCAGCCAUGGAAGGUUUGAUCUCCUCUGCUGUCCGCAAGGGCCACCUGUCACCCGUGUAUGUUCAGCCACUCUUUGUGAAAGGAGAGAGCUGCCUGUCCCCUCAGCAGAAUGCAAGUGUCAAGGAAGCUUGCCCACUUAUUGUCCAGCGGUCUGCUUGGGAUGCCAGGGAGGCCCACUGCUCCAAGAUGAACCAGCCGGCUCAGUAUGUCAUCAUCAUCCACACCAUGGGGCGAACCUGCAACAAGUCUGAUGAAUGCCGCGUGCUGGUCCAAGACAUCCAGUCCUUCUUCAUGGAUAGAUCAGACUCGUGUGAUAUUGGGUACAAGUUCCCCGCCCAAUGCCGCAGCACUGGAGGCAGCCCAGAACCUGAUCCAGUGUUCCGUGGUCAAGGGGCACCUGGUCCCCAACUACCUGCUGCUGGGGCACAGUGAUGUGACCAACGUUCAAUCUCCUGGGCGGGCUUUGUACAACAUCAUUAAGACUUGGCCUCAUUUCAGACACUAGGGAGCCCCUUUUUCUCCCAAGACCAUCCCCUUCCCCAACCCCACCUGCUGGUCCGCCUCUUCCUCUCCAUUCUGAUUCAACACCUGUGUCCUCUCCUUGCCAACCCCAUCCUGUCCCUCCUGUCUCAGGUUAGUAUGGUCAUUUCCUGCCAGCAUCUCCCAGAGUCCCUUAAACCGUGUAGUUGGAUGCUCCCAGCCCUCUGAGUCUGGGCCCAGUCUUCCUCUUUCCCCACCUUCCUCUCCCUGCCACCCAUGUGUUCAGCCAGGCGAGCUUUCUUGUCCCCGGUGCACACCCCUCUCCUGGUGUGCCUUCCCCCGCCGUCCGCCUGGCAGCCCCAGCCUCACACGUCCCAGCCCCUCCUCUCUGUUCACUCACUGCCUUGGCCUGAUUUGGAUGCAGCCCUCAUUUCAGGGCAGUGAUUGUUUACAGACAUUCUCUCCACUGGGUUGUGAGGUUGCCCAGUUUAAUUCAUGUCUGUGUCUUCAGUUCUUCAGCAGUGUCUAGAAUUCAGAAGAUAAGCAGAUAUUUAUUGGAGAAAUGGAUGAAUAAAGGGGAGUGGGCCAAGUCCCUGCUCCCCUUUCCAAUUUGCUGGACAUACCCUCUUUGGGCAAGAUUUGCUGGACCUCGGACAGUCCCCCAUCCUGCCAGCAUUCUCUCUGUUCCAUUCUUUUCCAAUCCGAGGCUCAGAACUGGCUCUGGUUGCUUGUUUCUAAUGGCGGCUGUGUCUCUAGGGUCCCAUGUCCCCAUCCUUCCACACCCCUGUGAGGACAGGACCGUGUACUACUCCAGGUCCAGCCCAGGCUGUGUCCACACAGGCCAUCCAGCACCUCCCCACAUAGGAGAUGCUCAUAGAUAAAAAAACUAUAAACUAGCACCUCAGAUCCAGCUAAAAGUAUCAAGAAAAUCAUGUAAGAUAGGAAAGAAAAAUUAACUAGAAGUGUAAAAUAGGAGAAAUCGGGUAAUAGAACUCAUGAGAGAGUAAGAAAUAUAGUAACCAUUUCAGAAAUGACCAGGUAAAAGAAAGAAGAUAAAAAGUCAAUGCACAUAACAUAUAAUACCUUAGAAGAAAACGAAGAUCAAAUGAAGGAAAAAAUUAAAAAUCCAAAAGAAAUAAAAAACAAGAGUAAAACAACUAGAGGGAAAGUAACCAAUAUAGUUGAUAAGCAAAGAAGUUACAAGGUAUAUAUAAUUGAAGUCCCUAAACAAGAAAACUAAAAUAAGGGAAUAGGACAAAUACUAAAAACUAAUUCUAGAAGACCUUCCUGAAAAAAAAGUUUUGAAAAUUUGCUUUUACUUUGUUUUGUAUUUAAAAAGAAUGACUCACAAUGAUGAAUUACAGGGUAUAUUAGGCUAAUGGGUUUUCAAUAAAACAUUUCCUUUGGGCAUUCAGGAUAAAAACCAAAAAUGUGACAAAUGAGAGAGAAAAAUGUCAUCAGACUUUUUGACAACAUUUUCAGCUAGGAAAAAAUGGAAGAAUAUAUUUAAAAUAUAAGGAAAAAAUGUGAUAAUAUGAUCCAAGGGUUUUAUAUUCAAUAAAAUUGAGUUUCAAAUACAAAGGUUACAAAUAUGCUCUCAUCAACAUGUAAAAACUCUGGGAAUAUAGUCUCAUGAACCCUUCCUUAGGAGUCUACAAGAUAAUGACCUCAAACAACCAAAAUAAGACAUUAAUAUAAUGACCAGAGAUGAAUAUUAAUGUAUGUGUUUUUGUAAAUUAAGACUAGAUGAGGAUUAUCAAAGUGAGAGUAUAGUAUGUAAUGGUUGUGAGUGCUAACAAUGUAGCAGAUUACAGAACUGAAAAAAAUGUGGAAGGAACGAGAAGAGUGUCUGCAAAUUGACUUUUAAUCUAUUUAGUAAUUAUAUUGUUGGUGCUAAUCUUUGUGUUAUUUUUAUAUGAAAGUUUACUGUGAGAUGUGGGAUCAAACAAAUGAGCUAAUAUGUGAUAUUCUAAUUCCAUCAUCCCCAGUGUUUUUGAAAGUAAGAUUCUCAGGGUGGAAAAAGGAGAUGCAGACUAACCUAGAAGAGGUAAAGUAAUAUACCAGAGCCCUGGAUUUGAAUUGAAAAUAUAAGGAUAAACUCACGAGGUACUUAUGAACUCAUGAAGUGUUUCAUCUUAACAUUUUUAACCACUGUCUGGUGAAGAUGUCUGGAAACUCUGAUCAAUCCAGUAGCAAUAAGUUAGCAUAAGAUUGUGAGCUGAAAUUACAAUAUCCCAAUAAAAGAAAUCAAAAGUU
Molecule: messenger RNA, 6110 nt
Organism: Cervus elaphus (red deer)
Lineage: Eukaryota; Metazoa; Chordata; Mammalia; Artiodactyla; Cervidae
Gene: PGLYRP4
Product: peptidoglycan recognition protein 4
Exons: 8
Coding region: 2874-3806 (310 amino acids)
Biological process (GO): peptidoglycan catabolic process
Molecular function (GO): zinc ion binding; N-acetylmuramoyl-L-alanine amidase activity
Source: RefSeq, a predicted model, not a curated record